CUUAAAAUUGAUUCAUACGAAGAAAGUCAAUUACUGUUAAUAGUGCCCUUGAGCCGCAGCACCUUCCUUUCUGCAAAUACCUUCCUUUUUCACUGCUCAUGAAGAAAUCGUGUCUUUUUCGUUUCUCUCCGUAUUUAAAGUAUUCAAUACAUUCGUAACUCUUCAAGAAAACAGAUACACAAGGCCUAAGGUGUGAUCAAUUUCUUGACGCCCUAAGCAACCAAAAAACAGAAAAGAGCUUGGGUUGUGUGAGCCUUCUUGUGAAGCUAAUUUGGCCGGAGAUAUGGAGCACAACAACAUCAACACAGACGAAAACAACAGCAACAACAGGAACAUGGAUGAAGAGGGCAGCUACAUGGGUGUUCCAAUUCACAGCCAAGUGAUGAAGAUCAAGCAAGAGUUUGAGAAAAUCAAGCACCCGUCUCUGGAGCAGCCUGCAGAGCUGCGACUGAGACGAGUCCUUCUCCGCCAGAUUACUCGCCAGCGUUCGCGUUCUCCGCUGGGAUUGGCUGCAUAGGGAGGGAGGGAUAGGGGUUGCCCUGCCUCAGCUUGCAUGGUUAUGGUGGCGACGCUUUAGAUAUUAACUUUUUUGCUUUUUGUUGUUUUUUUUUUAUAUUACUGUUUUUCUUGCUUUCUGGUUUCUACCACAGCAACCAUGAGAGUUUUGGUUUUUUGGGGUUUUACUAGUUUAGUUGUACAGGUAGGAGUUGGUGGGAAUCUCAAAGGCAUAGCGAAACUUAACGUUUCUUGGUUAAUUUCUAUGAUUAGAUUCCUGUAAGUUUUGCAGUUAUGAUCUCAUACAUCAUAUUUUCGUUCUA
Molecule: messenger RNA, 818 nt
Organism: Prunus dulcis (almond)
Lineage: Eukaryota; Viridiplantae; Streptophyta; Magnoliopsida; Rosales; Rosaceae
Exons: 1
Coding region: 284-517 (77 amino acids)
Source: RefSeq, a predicted model, not a curated record